Dictyostelium purpureum is the source of this 1033-nucleotide messenger RNA. RefSeq lists its product as uncharacterized. The record is from RefSeq and is a predicted model, not a curated record. The coding region runs from base 334 to 1011 and encodes 225 amino acids. Lineage: Eukaryota; Evosea; Eumycetozoa; Dictyosteliales; Dictyosteliaceae. The transcript has a single exon.
GAAAUUAGCGGUAGAUUAUUGGAAGAGGAAAUCCAGGUAAUUGAAACUGCAUGUAAGAAGAAAUUGGGUAUUGAAAACGAAGUAAAAAUAAUAACAAGACUAUCAAAAUUAGUGAUAUACGAAAAAAACAGCCCACCCUUUCCAAUAGUAAAGCACAAUGAUACAAGCGAUAAUAAAUUUGCAACGUUAGUGUGUGUUCUACCCAGUACCAAACCCAAAAAGGGUGGUGAAUUUUUUAUAAAGCAUAAUAGUACAAUAGUAUCAUUAAAUAUAAACAAUGUUAGUCCAUCGAACCUUAGAUUUGUCGCAUUUUUCAAUGAUUGCCAAACCAAGAUGAAGCCAAUAACAUCAGAUGGAUAUAGAGCAUGCUUGGUAUUCGAUCUAAUCAAAUCCAAUAAAAGACUAUCCCUAUCUGCAAAUGAACUAGAUACAGGUAAAAAGAACCAAGAGACAAUGAAAAAACAAAUAAGCGAACAACUAGAAUCAUUAUCAAACGAAAUUAAUAACCAGUUUACAAAAUUAAAUAAAUUAAUAUAUGUAUUCGAUCACCACUAUCAGUCAUUCAGUCAACUAUUAAAAUCGAAUGAAUCUAUCAAUGACAAAACCAUUACAAAUAAAAUAUUAGCAUUAAAGAAUUCUAUUGGAUACUCAGUUUAUUUAGCCCAAUUUAGCUACCAAGAAAUAUUGUCCAUCAAUGGUGAUUUUGUAAAAGAUGAUACCUCCUCUGUAGUAUCAAAUUUCCUAGAUCCAAACGACCUAUCUCCCAUCACCCUAUUUGGAAUCGACACUCAUAUAGAUAUCGAUGAAAUUCUUCCAAUAAACUGUUUAAAAAAUAUAGAACCUAAACUAACAAGAGACGCCAAUAGUGAAGACGAAAUAAAAACAUACACAGCAUCAUCGUUGGUUAUCAUCAAAAAUGAAACGCUAAAUAUCCCACCUCCUCUUAUCCAGUCAUCUUCUUGUUCUGAGAAUAUAAACCCAAAUAAAAACAAAAAAACCAAAACAAAAUAAAAAACCUGUAUAAUUUCAAACC